Prosopis cineraria is the source of this 1610-nucleotide messenger RNA. RefSeq lists its product as uncharacterized. The coding region runs from base 492 to 1352 and encodes 286 amino acids. NCBI's taxonomy places the organism in Eukaryota, Viridiplantae, Streptophyta, Magnoliopsida, Fabales, Fabaceae. The transcript has 3 exons. The record is from RefSeq and is a predicted model, not a curated record.
AUUUUGAAAGCAACAAGCCAACGUCAGAUUACACCCAUUCCCUUCAGGUUCCUGAUUGCCGUUGGUUAUUUUUACUUCGAAGUUUCAAAGUUUUAACCUUUCACUGAUAAAACUGCUCUCUGGAUUUUGCUUUUCCUCGACAUGAUUCUCUCCUGGAUUUAAACCCUAGGUCUGCUUUUGCAAUUCUCAGUUAGAGUUCCUGACUCCCUGUGAACGUUAGAGAAUCGAAGUUUCAGACUCUGCUCCAAAUCCCUUUUUUGAAUUGAUCAUCGAACCCGUAGAAUACUGGAGUUAAAUUUGUCACUGUAACAUUUUAGGUUUUCAGAAAGGCGUCAUGGAUGAAUUUUAAGAACCUAGAACUCAACUCUAUACUUUGCGGUGAUAACUCUGUAACAUGUCACCCCAGCGCGAUUCGCUGACUUUCAAUUAUCAUCGAGUCGAAUUUUGAGGACGAAUUUCACUGAGCAGGGACUCACCGUAUCUCAAUCCCGAUGGCGAUCAUCGGCGAUGCGCUUCGCCAGGCGUUUAUGCCUAAGCGUGAGUACGAGAGUCUCAGGGAAGAAGAAAAGGCAUGGGGCAAGCUUCAGAGACCGUUAAUAACGGCUGUUGUUAUUGUCAUUUGGCUUGCAAUCAUGGUAGGUACGAUUAUCAGUUUGAAUAUUAUGUUUCCGAGCAAUGAAGGGAGGAGGCCGUUCUGCUAUGAUCGGAGGCUUCAGCCGAUACCGAUGGGUACGAAGGGUGGAUCGGAUACCGAUCUGUUUCCGGGUGCUGCCUUUUAUUUGACGGAUCAAGAGAUUGCGGAUUAUUACUGGAUGGUUGUGUUCAUUCCUUCCAUGAUCAUCUUCUUGGUAUCGGCUGUGUAUCUCAUUGCUGGCAUUUCUGUCGCUUAUUCUGCUCCAGCUAGGCAUGGAUGUUUGAAGGUGGUUGAAAAUAACUACUGUGCUUCAAGAAGAGGAGGUGUUCGCUGCCUAUCUAUCUUGAAUCUCAUAUUUGCUAUUGUUUUUGGUCUUCUUGCAUUGUUUCUCGGAUCAAGCCUCCUGACAUUUGUGAGCAACUGCUCUGUACCCCUGUUUUGGUGUUAUGAAGUUUCGUCAUGGGGACUGGUUGUUCUAUACGGUGGUACUGCCUUCUUCCUGAGGAGAAAGGCAUCAGUGAUUCUUGAUGAGGGAGACUUCAGUGGUAGAAAUCUUGGGCUAGAAAUGCUGGAAGCAAAUCCCAUGGAGGUCACUCCAGAGGUUGAAAGACGUGUUCAUGAAGGUUUUAAGGCGUGGAUGGGGUCAUCCCUUCUAUCCUCUGAUGAAGAAGACGAACCGGACUGUUACAACGGGGUACCUCAUGCGGAGCGACUCUGAACUCACCCAAAUUCAGUGAUAGCUGGGAAGGGUGCGGCUCUGAAGUCGUGAUGGUGCCUAAUGUAACUCGAUCUGACACAAACAGACGCUAAUUAAGGGUAAGGAUGGAUUUUUUUUUUUUAUAAUUUAUUGAGCUGUAGAUUAAUAUGUUGUUAGGAAAUCAGAGUAAUUUCCGAGUGGUUAACUUGUGAAUGAUCUGACUUUUGCUUUAGGUUAUGUAGUCAAUGGAAAGCAUUUAACCAACCUUUUUCCUGAUCU